CGAUAAGCAACUGGACCAUCUCUAUGGUCUUGACAGGGAUGAGAUAUCUGAUACAGAGUCGACAAGUGCAAUUCGUUCAAGUAGCAGUAGUAGUAGUUUUUCAUCAAGUCAAAGGUCAUUUGAUCCAAACAGUGUAGCUUCCAAUUUAGUUAUGAAAUCUAUAAACGUAGUAUGUACUGUCAUUUCUAUUAUUGUGUCAACGACCUGGCGAGUAGUGGAGACGGUAGUUGUUGAACCUGUUAAGUUAAUUACCAACAGUAUUGAAACCAUGUCUUCUUUGGUGUCUUCAAGUUCUUCAAAAAGCAGGUCGUCACAUAAAAGAUACGAUUAUCAGCCAAUAUCAAGUUUAAGAGAAAUAUUUAGCGAUAUAGUAAGAUUUGUAUCGUCAUC
Messenger RNA from Anneissia japonica, 390 nucleotides. RefSeq lists its product as uncharacterized. The record is from RefSeq and is a predicted model, not a curated record. NCBI's taxonomy places the organism in Eukaryota, Metazoa, Echinodermata, Crinoidea, Comatulida, Comatulidae.